Molecule: messenger RNA, 885 nt
Organism: Dalotia coriaria
Lineage: Eukaryota; Metazoa; Arthropoda; Insecta; Coleoptera; Staphylinidae
Product: lysozyme-like
Exons: 4
Coding region: 264-695 (143 amino acids)
Molecular function (GO): lysozyme activity
Source: RefSeq, a predicted model, not a curated record
CAAUAAACUGCGUCGAUAAUAACAUUCGGAGUUAGUUCGCGUCGUGAUACCGCCCGGCAGUGUUCGCACCGUCGGCUGCAACAGAUGCUACGUGCAGUUGUGCAAUAAUUGUUUGGAAAAACAAGUGAUAAUAUAAUAAGUAUUCUUUAGAGCUACUGUACUAAAUUGUUUAAGUUGUUUGUUCGGUAGUCAAUAAACAAUUGAGUGUUCCGAGGUGCUUAUACCUCAAAGUUGUCGGAGAUACAGACGUCACAGGUGUUAUCAUGCGGCCGAUAACGAAAGUCGUGUUUGUUGCAUUGCUGCUGUCAAUGACGACCGUGCCGGAGAGCAGUGGCAAGAUAUUCACGCAAUGUGGGUUGCUUAACGAGCUGCUCAGACUUGGCGUGCAUAGGAGUUUUGUUGGAAAUUGGAUUUGUCUUGUGCGAAGCGAAUCUUACCUCAACACGUCGGCGGUGCAUAACAAGGGAAGCGGACACAACCUAGGCUUGUUUCAGCUCAAUGAUAAGAUAUAUUGCGAUAAUAAAAAAUCCGGUGGGCAAUGUAACAUCAGAUGCGCAAAUUUUAUAAAUGAUGAUAUAAGUGAUGAUUUGCAAUGCGCUCAAAAAGUCCACGCGGAAAAGGGUUGGCAAGCGUGGCCAGGAUGGGAAAGGAACUGUAAACAGCGACCGAGUGCCACCACUAUGCCACUGUGUUAAAACCCGAACCAGAAACAGAUACAAAUACAAAUAUAAAUACAAAUGAAACACACGCGCAGACAAAAGCCAUCCGGAGACCGAAGCAUGCAAUCCCAGAAAAACAUCGCUUUGCAAUGCCAGCGAACGUGAUAAGCGUUAAACUGGCCGAAACAACUGUACAUUAACAACAGCAGCAGGACAAACAAAAGAA